GCACCUGCCACCAUGCCUGGCUAAUUUUUUUGUAUUGUUAGUAGAGAUGGGGUUUCACCGUGUUAGCCAGGAUGGUCUCGAUCCCCUGAUCUCGUGAAUCCGCCCACCUCGGCCUCCCAAAGUGCUGGGAUUACAGGCGUGAGCCACUGUGCCCGGCCCUUUUGGCGUCUGUUUCAAAGUUCCCAGGGAGGAGCCGGGCAGGUCAGCGGUGUCGGCGCUGAGGCCAGGUGAGGGCCUGGCUGAUGUGGAGUUCAGCUGGCCUGGCGGAGACAAUGUUGGCUGCUUUAGUGCAGGGGUGGGGAGGCAGCAAAGAAUGGCAACUUUGUCAAUUUAAUCUCUAUGCCUCCAGUUUCACUUGUAGCCCCAUUGUGCCUUGUUUCGAGCCAGUGAUUCCCGAGAUUUAUUUAUUAUGAUUAUAUUUUCAAGUACAGGAUUCUGUUGAAUCAGCCAUCUGGCGAAAUGUUUGAAACUGAUUUCUUUCACUUUUCAUUGACUUGCUGCGGUUCCUAGGAGGGGUGGCUUCUCUCCAGGACUUCUGACCCUGUUAGCUGGUGCUGGUGGAUUUUACUUCUUGAAUUUUUGCACAAGUGAUCCUUAUGUGAAAUUUAAGCUGACUGGGAAGGUGCUGUACAAAAGUAAAGUCAUAUAUAAGAACUUGAACCCAGUUUGGGAUGAGAUAGUUGUAUUGCCAAUACAAAGCCUUGAUCAAAAGCUACAUGUGAAGGUAUAUGAUUGAGAUUUAACCACAUCUGAUUUCAUGGGUCCUGCAUUUGUCAUUCUCAGUGAUCUUGAGCUUAACAGAACAACUGAACAUAUUUUAAGACUGGAAGAUCCAAACAGUUUAGAAGAUGACAUGGGAGUGAUCAUCUUAAAUUUGAACCUAGUGGUAAAACAGGGUGAUUUCAAGAGACAUUCCUCUUUGAUAUGCAACCUACGGCUCUCUGAGUCCUUGAAAAGAAACCAGCUCUGGAACGGGAUUAUAAUUAUAACUUUGUUGGAAGGGAAGACUGUCUCAGGAGGAAGCAUGACAGAAAUCUUUGUCCAGUUAAAACUGGGAGAUCAGAGGAUGGGCAUUUUGGACAUUGAAGUGUGGAGAGAGGACAGUAAAAAGCAUGAGGAAAGUCUGGGCAGGUGUAAAGUGGAUAUCUCCACACCCCCUCUGAAGCAAGCCAACUGCCUGGAGCUGCUGCUGGACAGCUGUCUGGGGACAGCGAAAGAAAGCAGAUUACCCAGCCAUAGAGUCCCUCUCUGUGGCCCAGUCUGGAGUGCAGCAGCGCCAUCAUAGCUCACUGCCACCUCCACCUCGGGCUCUAGCAUCAGCCUUCAGGGUAGCUGGGACUACCCGCGGGGCCCACCACGCCCGCCUGAUCUUUGUGGUUUUUGUUUUGUUUUUCAGUUUAGAGGCCCGGUUUCGGUGGUGAAUCAGGCCUGCAGUUUUAGCACUUUGGGAGGCCGAGGCAGGUGGAUCACUGAGGUCGGAAGCUCCAGAUCAGCCUGACCAACAUGCAGAAACCCCAUCUCUACUAAAAAUACAAAAUUAGUCAGGCAUGGUGGCACAUGCCUGUAAUCCCAGCCACUAGGGAGACUGAGGCAGGAGAGUCCCCUAAACCUAGAGGCGGAGGUUGCAGUAAGCCGAAAUCACACCAUUGCACUCCAGCCAGGGCAACAAGAGUGAAACUUCGUCUCAAAACAAAAAACAAAACAAAACAAAAAAACAGAAAAACAAAAAAACAAAAAAUAAAACAACAUAAAAAUAAAGAAACCGGGUUUCACCAUGUUGCCCAGGCCGGUCUGGAACUCCUAGGAUCAAGUGAUCCCUGGCGCUCGACCGUCCAAGGUCCUGAAACUAUA
Molecule: messenger RNA, 1851 nt
Organism: Pongo pygmaeus (Bornean orangutan)
Lineage: Eukaryota; Metazoa; Chordata; Mammalia; Primates; Hominidae
Product: multiple C2 and transmembrane domain-containing protein 2-like
Exons: 8
Coding region: 758-1285 (175 amino acids)
Source: RefSeq, a predicted model, not a curated record